ACCUGCGGGAAUGACUAGCGGUUGUUCAGUGAUACAUUAAAUCCAACACGAAUUUGUGACAUAAGGUUGAUUAGAGUACGACGGCAAGAUUUUAGAGUGAAUUUUCUGGUGAAAGUUAAGAUAGGAAGAAUGGCUGGCGCGCUAAUAUUUGAACGAGCUCAAGCGGUGUCCCUAGUUAAUCGCGAAGAGGGGAUUUCUCUUCUCAACAAGAUUGUAAGAGGCCAAGAAGUGGCGGAAAACGAUGAAGAACUUAUCCGAGUAAAGGAGCAGGGAAUUUUGCAGCUUGGUGAACUGUAUAAGCAAGAAGGGAAAGCUAAGGAACUCGCUGAUUUAAUCAAAGUAACACGCCCCUUUCUUAGCCUCAUUAGCAAAGCAAAGGCGGCGAAGUUGGUUCGGUCGCUAGUUGACUUAUUUUUAGAUUUGGAAGCUGGCACCGGCAUUGAGGUGCAACUGUGCAAAGAAUGUAUCGAAUGGGCAAAACAAGAAAAGCGCACAUUUUUAAGGCAAUCUUUGGAAGCUCGGCUUGUAGCUUUAUAUUUCGACACGGGGAUGUAUUCUGACGCCUUGCAACUUGGUUCGCAAUUGCUAAAAGAAUUAAAAAAGUUGGACGAUAAAAAUCUGCUAGUAGAAGUGCAACUGCUAGAGAGUAAAACAUACCAUGCCUUGAGCAAUCUACCGAAAGCCAGGGCUGCGUUGACAUCAGCCCGAACGACUGCAAAUGCUAUUUACUGUCCACCUAAAAUGCAGGGAGCGCUUGAUUUACAGUCUGGAAUUCUGCAUGCAGCCGAUGAAAGAGAUUUCAAGACUGCGUUUUCAUAUUUUUACGAGGCAUUUGAAGGUUUCGACAGCGUGGAAAGUAGUAAAGCGUUGACAGCACUCAAGUAUAUGCUUCUGUGUAAGGUGAUGCUUAGUCAAGCGGAGGAUGUAAAUCAAAUUGUUAGCGGGAAAUUGGCGAUAACAUACUCCGGAAGAGAUAUCGAUGCUAUGAAGGCUAUCGCACAAGCAUCACAUAAACGAUCUUUGGCUGACUUCCAAGAAGCGCUCAAAGAAUACCACAAAGAACUAGAGGAAGACGUCAUCGUAAAAGCUCAUUUAGGAACAUUGUAUGACACAAUGCUGGAGCAGAAUUUAUGCAGAAUCAUCGAGCCUUACUCACGAGUGCAGGUUUCUCACGUUGCCGAAUCGAUAAAACUGCCUAUGCCACAAAUAGAAAAAAAAUUAUCUCAAAUGAUCCUCGAUAAGAAGUUUAGCGGAAUUCUCGAUCAAGGCGAGGGCGUCCUCAUCGUUUUCGAAGAAUCUCCCGCCGAUAAAACGUACGAGCGAGUUUUGGAGACAAUCCAAAGCAUGGGAAAAGUAGUAGACACGCUAUAUCAGAAAGCUAAAAAACUUUCAUAGGUUUCCCUCUACCUGGAUGAUUUCUCUUUUUGUCGUAUAUCAAUCACGAUAAAUAAGUUCUUACAAAUUAUGAGUUCUUCAAAAUUAAAUUAAAUUCAAAAUUAAUAAAAAGGACUGAAAAAUUCAACAAUUCUUCAACUGAACAACAGAACGUAUUUGAUUCUUUAACUGAACUCAUAUAUGAAUAAUCCAAUUUUGUAAAAUAAACUGCAAUGGCAUAAUAGCUGCUGAA
This is a messenger RNA of Hermetia illucens (black soldier fly), 1627 nucleotides long. It is a transcript of the gene Rpn6, whose product is annotated as 26S proteasome non-ATPase regulatory subunit 11. The coding region runs from base 130 to 1395 and encodes 421 amino acids. NCBI's taxonomy places the organism in Eukaryota, Metazoa, Arthropoda, Insecta, Diptera, Stratiomyidae. The record is from RefSeq and is a predicted model, not a curated record. Gene Ontology annotation, cellular component: proteasome regulatory particle, lid subcomplex. Gene Ontology annotation, molecular function: structural molecule activity. Gene Ontology annotation, biological process: ubiquitin-dependent protein catabolic process. The transcript has 3 exons.